Molecule: messenger RNA, 6008 nt
Organism: Sycon ciliatum
Lineage: Eukaryota; Metazoa; Porifera; Calcarea; Leucosolenida; Sycettidae
Product: WD repeat-containing protein 7-like
Exons: 21
Coding region: 222-5354 (1710 amino acids)
Cellular component (GO): cytoplasm
Molecular function (GO): protein binding
Source: RefSeq, a predicted model, not a curated record
UCUUUUAGGAUCUUCAAGCUACAUUUCUGACUCGUAGAUAUAGAUAAAGUCGCUCUAAAAGUCGAACACUUAUAACAAACCUUCCAGACAGCAAGCAGCAAUUAUCUCGAAAAGAAAGGUUUGAAAUUGAAGUUGUACAAAGUGCAUGCUCAAUAGUCGCUAUUCGCGCAAAUCAAGUGGAAGUCAAAAGGUCGGCGCUGCGUUCACUAGCAACCGCUAAUAUGUCUCUACAGAAGAAAAAGCGUUCUCGCAGCAACAGCUUGCCAGUGAACAAUUUCUUUAGGCAUGUUGAAGGAAGCCCCCAAGAAGAUGAAAGUGGUAAGCACUACUACCACCGAACCAGAAGUCUCGCCGAAAAUGUCAACAGUUUGACUGAGGCUGAGGAAGAGUCACGUAAAGUGCGCAUGCUCCCGCACGUCAGAAUUGAGAACAUGGCGUCAAGUAGAAUUGUUCCUGUGGUGCUCUGGGGUCCAACACCACCAACUCAUUCAAUUAGCAGUCUUCUAGUGGCCAAAGACGAGAAAUGUAUUAUAACUGGCUCGAAGGAAGGGCAGCUAUGCCUUUGGGAUUUGGUGCGUGGAAACGGAAAUGAAAUACAGAUAUUUCCCUGCCAAUUGUUGUACGGGCAUAGCUCUGCCAUUACAGCAUUGGCAGAUUGUGUCAACGGUCCAGACAACUAUGCUCUCGUCAGUGCUACAAAGUGUGGGCAAAUCUUCGUGUGGGACAUACACGAUGGCACAUGUCUGCAUUCACGGGUGAUACCGGGCCACCAUCAUGCCCACGUCGAGGUGUUCCAGCCGUCGGGUCGGCCAGACCUGGCGCCGCGCCUCCUUGUCCAGGGCUACUACAGUGACCUGUUCGUGCUGGACCUGAGCUCCUUCGACAUCCUCUUCCUUCUCCGUCAGAAAGUCAGCCCAUCCUGGGUUACUGCUAUGGCGGUGGUGGAGAACACCACGGCACAGACCAUGUCCUUCCUGGGCCUGAAUGAAGAUGGCUACAUGAAGGUCUGGAACAUGAAGUCAACUGAUGUGCGCUCUGCCGAACCUGUGGAUAACGAGAAGCAGCAUUUUGUCGGGAUAACCAGUGCCGUGAGCCUGUGCACCAACCCGUACGGCAGCGCGAUGGCGCUGGUCGUUGCCCAGGACAGCUGGCAGCUGUUUGACAUCUCCGAAGGUGGCUUCAUGCAGCUGUGCCACGUGGGAAGCGACACGCACUCCGUCGCUCUCACCGGUGGCGCUUUCGUCGACCGUUACCAGGUGUUGGUCUGGUGCUCGGACGGCACGGCCAUCCUGUACCAGCUGACUCGACGCUGCCACACGCAGGUCGAGCUCAAGGAAGACGGAGCCGUGGGAGUGGAACCUGCGCCGCCCGACGCCCCCGAAGCGGCCAUUCGCCUGUGCACGUUCCGGGCUCGCUCCCAGUGCCCCGCUCCGCAGCCGGCGUUCACCUUCUUUGAUCUCUCCAGUAGCGGUAGAAAUCAGCCCAGCCGCCUGUUCUUGGCUGGCAAUUCGAGUGGCCAGAUCAAUGCUUGGUUCCUUCCCGUACGGGAUCACGUCAUGGACCUACUGUGCAAGUACGCGCAGCGGCACAUGCACAGCCCCAGCUCACCCAGCGCCCUCUUGCCCGUACCCACCAGUGCCCUGGAGACUCUGGAGCCAGUCACGUCAUGCCUGCUCAGCGAUGCCUGGACACCGCCUGCACAGCCUCUCGGCCUCGUGGACUUUGUCGGGGCCAAGGAUGCCUUGAAGCUGGCAGCGGCCGCGUCGAGUGGUGGCGACUCGGCAAAAUCCUCUGGUUCGCCACCCGUCACUGCCAGCCUGUUCCUGAAGCAGCAAGGGCGCGUGGUGUGUGGGCGUUCGGACGGCACGAUUGUCAUUGUUACCGCCACGCACGCCGCGGCCAUGCAUUUGCUUCGUGCGACGGGCAAGUGGCGUACCGGCCUGCCGCAUCUGUUGCUCAGCGGGCACUGUGGUGCCGUCACUGCACUCUUGCAUCCCCAUUCAGUCGAUGCGAGCCGAUACGAAGCCGAUCAUCUUAUCUCCGGUGGCGAAGACUUCACAGUUCGCCUGUGGGACGUGAUGAAGGGCACGCUGAUCUUCACGCUCAGCCUGCACGGCGGUGUGGUGCGGCACCUGAUGUGCCUGCCGCCGAGCAGCGCACCGCGCCUGCAGUCCUGCCUCUGCUCGGUGGCCGACGACCACUCGGUGGCGCUGAUCAGCCUGAAGGAGUGCCGGUGCCUGCUGCUGGCCGCGCAGCACAUCUUCCCGGUGGCCGGCAUCCGCUGGCGCCUGCCCGACGACUUCCUGAUCGUUGCCUGCAUUGACGGCACGGUGUACGUGUGGGAGAUCGAGACUGGCCAACUGGAUCGCUGUGUGAACGGCAGUGUGGCCGUGGACGUGCUGUCCGCCAGCAAGGACUACCAUGGCAGUGGCUUGCUGGAUCCAACUGGAGAGCACUCGUCAGCAGCUGUUACCGGGCUGUCCUCGUCCUACCAGUUCAAGGCCGGCAACACCACUGUUCCGACAGCGACUACGUCGCUUUCGUCGUCGCUGCUCGAGAUCAGUGGCUCGCUGCUGGAGGUCAUCGGCCUACAGGCAUCUCGCCGGGAUCCCUUUGGUCACGUUCUGCUGUUUAACUGCACACAGCUGAUCAACCGCCUUGUGCAGGAACAACGACACACUAAACCGGAGUUUGUCUGGCAAAGCGGACUGCUGGAGAAUCCGAAAACGGAAGCGGCCAGCUCGGCUCCAACUUCGAGCACAGCCUCUAGACGCCGGACACAGCAAGCACCGGCCACCCCCGAGCAGCAGCGACCGCCUGGUCCCGCGCCCGGCUCGGCGGACUACUUCAGGCGCUAUCUGGGCGGACGGCGGGCUCUCUCAGCUCAGGCAGGCGGCGGCGGCUCCUCUUCGUCCGCCAGCUCCCGUCCCACGUCGUCAGCCUCGCAAUCGGACCGCCGGACCAGCCAACAGCAGCAGCCGCAGCAACCGCAACAACAACAACAGCAGCAGCCUCCGCCACAGCAACCGCCCGGGCACCAGUCACCGGGUCUAACCUCAAAGGAGAAAAGCAAAACCAAACGGUUAAUCGGCGAGACCAUUUCCAAAUCGAAGACCACCUCUAGAAAAGAUGCGGCUCAGGUGCGAGCAGCCGGAAUGCCCGCGCAGGAAGUUGCGCAUCUCAUGCUGUCGCUGCUGUACACGUGGGGAGUGUCGGACCUAGACGCCUCCGCCAGCGGCAACCUGGGUCUGGUUCAGCCGGCGCGCCCAUUGUCCUACGGGCUCGUAAGCCGCAACGGCUGCCUGGCACUGCUCCUGCCGGGCUGGACAUUCCGCAAUCGCUACUCGAGCCACGCGAGCGCUGGGCACGAACGCUCUGUUGCUAGCCCUGCCAACGCCGCCGGUUGGACAACAGUUGACUCUGACGUAGCGACAACACCAGAUGCUCCGGUAGAGAGGCUGCCCGCUGUCGUGCCCUUGUUGAAGCCGUCGCUUGUUCACUGGCAAGUGUCUUCGGCACUGUCCACACAGCACCUUCUCUGCAUCGUCGCCAUCUCCAACACCCUGAUGACUUUGACGCAGCAAACCGUCACCACUCCGGAUGCCAGCAGCGAUCAAGACGAGGCCAGUGAGGAUGAGGACCGCGGCAACGCGCACAUGGCCGUGAUUAGAGCCGGCUGGAGCCAGGUCGCAGCUCUGCACUGUGUCUUGCUGCACGAUCACCUCGGUGCCAACUACAAGCCGCCGCUGAUGACGGCGCUGGCGAGGCGCUGGCAAGACAGUUGCAUUGAGGUGCGCGAUGCAGCCCAGUCUUUGCUGCAGUCGGAGCUCCGCCGAAUCGGCUCUUCCGGCCGCCAGAAGCUGAUAGCCGACUGGCUGCCGUUCCUGCCGCACAGCCAGGCAUCUGCAGGUGUGCUGCUGAGACCUAGCGGAUCGCAGAGCAGCGGCAGCGAUAGUCGACCCAGCACUCCCCUCACACCGACGCCGAGCGAAGGCAACGUGACGAGCAAGAGCGGCAGCGGCAGCAUGUCGGACGCGUCCAUGACGGGCGUGCGGCAGGGCAUGGACGCCGUGAGGCUGCAGGCCGUGGCCAUGGUGCUGCUGGCACUGGUCUGCUCCGAGUUCACUGCCGACGUCACCUCGAACCGGUCCGCCAGGGGCCCGACGACGUUGGCGGCGAGACGUGGCUCGAGACCGGGCAUGCUGGCAAGCAGCAAGUCGUCGGGCGCAACCUCUUUUUCGACUCGGUCCUUUGAGAACUAUGAAUCUAAUGUCAUCCAGAUGACUGGCAAGGCACUGGAGUACAUGCUACUGGCACCGGCCACCUCGCGAUACCCACUGAACGGGACGACGCGCCGUACAGCGGCGGACUUAAUGGGUCGCGGGUUCAACCUCUGGGCGGCCUAUGUGGAUACACCGGCCGUGAUCUUUUCUCUACUUCGCCUGUUCGGCACGUCGAACCGAAGAGCGACAUCCGCAGAUGGUGGACCGCCGGUCAACAUUGUACGCAACUCGCAGGAGACGCGCGCCACGCUACGCGCCGCGCACCAUGCCCUCUCGCUUCUGGCGUUGAGUCGGCCCGCGGAGUUCAUCUCAACCAUAGCCAAGGAGGUGGCGAUGUACAGUCCAGCCUCUUCCGCUGUUGCUCAGAUGCUGGCCGAGCAUCGCAGUGCCACUGCGUUGGAGGCCAGCGCUCGCGAGCAGUCCACGACCGCUCCCUCGUUACCCGGUCCGUCCGGUGGCGGCAGCGGUGGUGGUGUGACGCUCGGCGGUAGCGGCGGUGGUGUCGAGGGAGACGUCCUGCGCAAGUGCCACGACAAGAUCGUCAAGAUCCUGGAGCUGCUGCUGGAAAAGAUGACCGAGGAUGUGAUCCUACAGCUGCUAGAAGUUGUGGACAUUGCACUGCACUGUAUCGACGAUGAGAAGCUGCGUCAGCAUGGCCUGGCAGCGUCCUUCCCAGGCCUCAGCAAGUUCAACAUGGUCAGCUUCUGCUCCACCACGCGGCGACUGGCCGUCGGUGCUCGUACAGGCCAGAUGGCCAUUUAUGACCUGCGCUCACCGCGCUGUCAGGUGGUGACGGCUCACACGUGCCCGGUGACGGCGCUGGGAUUCUCGCCGGAUGGCCGUCUUCUCGUUACAUACUCGUUUGGCGACAGUAAGAUCAGCUUCUGGCAGAUGACAGGAAGCUUGUUUGGAAUGUUGUCGUCCGGCAUGCGCUGCAUCAAGUCGUUCCCGACCAAUCCCGCUCCACCAUUGCCAGUUCUCGCUCAGCUGAAGACCUUCAGCCUGGUGUGGGUGAACCAGCGCUCCGUCAUUCUGCUCUCAAACCAGAAAGAGCAGAAGUUCUCAGUGUAGGCAGUGUGUACUCGCAGUGUCGUUCUCCACAGACACGCUGUUUGUUUUUUUAAAUCUCGUCUUACAGAUUAUGUGUUGUACAUAGUGUACAGUUGAAGAUAUUGCUGGCUCUUUCUUGCUUCCCUCUCGCUUCGCGUUUAGCACCAUUGUAUUAUUUUACGCUGUUCUUAGUCUGUAUCUUAUUAUCUUUGUAUAUGCUGCUAAGCUUGUUGGCCAUUGGCCGCGAACCUGCAAACCUAUGACGCUCUCUUACUCAAAAUGCUUUAUAAUAUCCGGAUGGCAGUAUUUAUCACGCCGUGGGUUGCCCAGGUUACCAUGAUAUAAUACCGUUAUUCUCUUUGACUCCUUGCACAUUACUGUCCGCUGCUUACAGUGUGGACAUCAUGCUCUGUUUGAGUAUUAGUUUUUGUUGUAUACAUGUGUAUGUAGUAGUUUGAGCUAUUUUCUCGCAUCCCUGAAGUGUUUUAUCGAACCGCGAGUCACGAAUCAAAUAUUUCCUCUUGUAAAUAUGUACACUUUACUACAGUGACCAGGUGACACUAGUCAAGCUUUUUUUUAAACCAAUUGUUGGAACAUGCAUGUACUUGUCAAGUAGUUAUAAUAAUUAGGCUUAUACUGGCACCACGAAUUGCCGAUAGUUGUCUCUGAGUGUUA